AUGAGCCAAUCUUCUAAUGGCCACCCCAGUGAGGGGUCUGCUUCAAGCCCGGCCAUGUGUAUGUCCUCAAGCCCUUCUGUGGUCUCAAGCUCUCCUACGCCCGCCAACAGUGAAUCAGUUCCUAAUCGCAUAUCCUCUAUGGCGAGUGAGACUCCAAGCGCAAACUCCCAAUACAAGGGCUCCGAAGAAUCCCACGAUGACAGGCUUCCUGCUGCUCCCUCGCAGAUGGGCAUGACCGAUCAUGGCAGUCGAACCUACCUCUCCCUAGGUGAUGUAAGACAUCAUCCUGUCUUCAUCAGCAGUCGUCCACUGACUUGCCCUGACCAACUUGGUCGACAAACGAAACUCCUCGCGACCCAUUAG
Molecule: messenger RNA, 363 nt
Organism: Fusarium odoratissimum NRRL 54006
Lineage: Eukaryota; Fungi; Ascomycota; Sordariomycetes; Hypocreales; Nectriaceae
Exons: 1
Coding region: 1-363 (120 amino acids)
Source: RefSeq, a predicted model, not a curated record